UGCGGGCAGGGCCCGGGGCGGGCGGCGGGAGGAGGGGCGGCGGCUCUGGGCCCCGCAGCGUGUGCGGGGUGAGGGGCCCUCCCGGACCGGAGCCACCGGCAGCCGCUGCCCGGGCCCCGCGCAGACUACGGCUCCCGGCAUGCCCCGCGGGCCGCCGCCCAAUCGCGCUGCGCUUUGUUGCGGGGGCGCGGCAGGCGCCCGGGCCCCGUUUCAAGAUGGCGGACGACGGUGAGACAGCAGUGAGGCGGCCACCGGUGAGGCCUCCGCGGCCGCCGGCGGAGGAGAACGACCACGAGCACUGCAGCGACUGCGAGAACGAGGCGGAGCGCGGCUCCCACCGCGGGGGCUUGAGUCCAGCAAAUGACAGUGGAGCCAAAAAGAAGAAAAAGAAACCCAAAAGGAAGAAAGAGAAAGGAGGAGAUCAGCCUGACCAGGCUCAGGACCAGCCAGGGAAGAUGAACUCUUUACCUGCUGAGAGGAUCCAGGAGAUUCAGAAAGCCAUCGAGCUCUUCUCUGUAGGUCAGGGCCCUGCCAAAACCAUGGAGGAAGCCAGCAAGAGGAGCUACCAGUUCUGGGACACUCAGCCAGUGCCCAAGCUGGGAGAAGUGGUGAACACCCACGGCCCAGUAGAGCCAGACAAGGACAACAUCCGUCAGGAGCCAUACACCCUGCCCCAGGGCUUCACCUGGGAUGCUCUGGACCUCGGGGACAGGGCUGUGCUGAAGGAGCUGUACACACUUCUGAACGAGAACUACGUGGAGGAUGAUGACAACAUGUUCCGCUUCGAUUACUCUCCCGAGUUCCUGCUCUGGGCUCUGCGUCCCCCGGGGUGGCUGCCCCAGUGGCACUGUGGGGUCCGGGUUGUCUCCAGCAAGAAGCUGGUGGGGUUCAUCAGUGCCAUCCCUGCCACCAUCCACAUCUAUGACACAGAGAAGAAGAUGGUGGAGAUCAACUUCCUCUGUGUCCACAAAAAGCUGCGCUCCAAACGGGUGGCUCCGGUCCUGAUCCGUGAGAUCACACGGAGGGUGCACCUGGAGGGGAUCUUCCAGGCUGUUUACACAGCAGGAGUGGUGCUGCCAAAGCCUGUGGGGACGUGCAGGUACUGGCACCGCUCCCUGAAUCCUCGGAAGCUCAUUGAGGUGAAGUUUUCCCACCUGAGCAGGAACAUGACUAUGCAACGUACCAUGAAGCUUUACCGCCUGCCCGAGACUCCCAAGACCCCCGGCUUGAGGCCAAUGGAGCAGAGGGACAUCCCUGCUGUGCACAAGCUCUUGACUGAGUACCUGAAGCUCUUCCACCUGAUGCCCGUGAUGAGCCGGGAGGAGGUGGAGCACUGGUUCCUACCUCAGGAGAACAUCAUCGACACCUUCGUGGUGGAGAGUGCCCCAGGGGAGGUGACAGACUUCCUGAGCUUCUACACCCUGCCCUCCACCAUCAUGAACCACCCGACUCACAAGAGCCUGAAAGCUGCUUAUUCCUUCUACAACGUCCACACCAAGACCCCUCUCAUCGACCUCAUGAGCGACGCGCUCAUCCUCGCCAAGUCGAAAGGAUUCGACGUCUUCAAUGCACUGGAUCUCAUGGAAAACAAAACCUUCCUGGAGAAGCUGAAGUUUGGGAUCGGGGAUGGGAACCUGCAGUAUUAUCUCUACAAUUGGAAGUGUCCCAGCAUGGCACCUGAGAAGGUGGGUUUGGUGCUGCAGUGACCCAGCCCUGCCCGGAACCACACCGGGAGAGGAGGAACCACGGCCCGGAGCCACCACCACCCCCAGCCCUCUCCUGUCUUUUGGUUUUCAUGGGAUCCUCCUGACGAGGUGAUCAAGGGAAUGUAACUGCUGAACCUGGCUGGGAAUGGCGUGUACUGGAGUUAACGGGUGAAUAAUAAAAGUCUAUAUUAUAUAUAUUUUAAA
This is a messenger RNA of Calypte anna (Anna's hummingbird), 1910 nucleotides long. RefSeq names its product N-myristoyltransferase 1 (gene NMT1). Gene Ontology annotation, molecular function: glycylpeptide N-tetradecanoyltransferase activity. NCBI's taxonomy places the organism in Eukaryota, Metazoa, Chordata, Aves, Apodiformes, Trochilidae. The record is from RefSeq and is a predicted model, not a curated record. The coding region runs from base 216 to 1706 and encodes 496 amino acids. The transcript has 12 exons. Gene Ontology annotation, biological process: N-terminal peptidyl-glycine N-myristoylation. Gene Ontology annotation, cellular component: cytoplasm.